Molecule: messenger RNA, 1218 nt
Organism: Acaulospora morrowiae
Lineage: Eukaryota; Fungi; Glomeromycota; Glomeromycetes; Diversisporales; Acaulosporaceae
Source: the annotation of a GenBank genome assembly
AAUGGUUAUUCAGCUUCAGCAAAUACAUCAGAGUAUUAUUAUGGAAGUACAAGUUCUCCAGCGACAGGUAAUAGUAACAGUAGCAGUACAAAUCCUCAACAACAAACAGCACCACCCUCAACAUCUUCACAGGGAUAUGCUUCUCAUCCAAGGAAUGAGGGAUAUGAAGGAGGUGGAGGAAGCAGUUAUUCUUCUGGUUAUAACUAUAGCAAUUACCCUGCGCCAGCAACUUCGGGGAGUUAUCAAACAGGUCAGAAUUCAUCGACAGGAGGAUCCGCAAAUUCUCCUGCCCCACCAUAUAAUUCAAAUGGUGGAACAAAUAAGACGAGCUAUGGGGAUCGUGGUAGUGAUUAUGAUGACGGUGCAAGUUAUAGUGGAAACAAAAACCCAUAUGGAGAAGAUUACGGUGGCAACUAUAAAUCUCGUGAUAACAGUAGAGAAGGCGGAUACGGUCCACCACCCAAAGAUGAUGGUGCGUUCAAUAAUUACGGUAAUCGUUCAGAAGAUGGUUCAAUGACUCAAAGUGUCGAUACGAUUUACAUUUCAAAUUUAAGCAAAGAAGUUACGGAAGAAAAGUUGGCAGAUUAUUUCGGUAGUCUUGGAAUGUUGAAAAUAGACAAGAGAACUCAGAAACCGAAGAUAUGGAUAUAUUACGACAAGGCAACUGGUAUCCCUAAGGGAGAUGCAACUUUAACAUACGAAGACCCGGACUCAACCAAAGCGGCAAUAAAGUAUUUUGACAAUCAACCGUUCCUUGGCCAGCCUAUAAAAGUAGAAAUGUCUGUAAGAAAAAUUUCUUCAGGAUUUAGGGCUCGCGGUGGUAGAGGUAGGGGACGUGUUGGAUUCUCCGGUAGAGGCGGCAGUGGUCGCGGUGGUGGUGGCCCACCUCCACGCGAAGGCGAUUGGACAUGUGAAUCUUGCCAUUCAAAUAACUUUGCAAGAAGAACAGAAUGCUACAAGUGUUCCAUGCCUCGUGGAGAUGCAACUGGAAGUGAAGGCGGGUUUGGGGGUCGAUAUUCUGGAUCACCAAGAGGUGGGUAUAGAGGUCGUCGCGGCGGACCAUCAUCUUAUGGUAGCCGUUAUAACGGUGAGGAUAGAGGCUAUGGAGGCAGCGGCUAUCGUAAUAAUGAUAGUGGUUAUGAUCAAAAUUAUGGAAGACCGAACAAACCGGAUGAUCGACAAGAACGCAGGGAGAAUUCUAGAUAUCGUCCUUACUAG